This is a messenger RNA of Thecamonas trahens ATCC 50062, 678 nucleotides long. RefSeq lists its product as uncharacterized. The transcript has 2 exons. The record is from RefSeq and is a predicted model, not a curated record. Bases 1 to 678 code for a protein of 225 amino acids. Lineage: Eukaryota; Apusomonadida; Apusomonadidae.
AUGCGAUCCAAGCGACAGUCAUCGCGGGUGUGCAACCGGUCGAUCUGUUACCGGGCCGAGGUGACGGUCGACCUGACCCUUGAAUCUGGGCAGUGUUGCAUCCGAACGACAGCGUUUGACUCUGUAACUGGCUCGUACACACGUGGUUCGAAGACCUCGUUCCUCAACAAGUUUGAUGUUGGCUCCAGAUACCCAUGUUGGUACGACGAAGACGAUCCGUCGACGGUCAUUCUGGAGAAGAAGUUCCCGUGGGCAGCGCUGAUCAUCUCCAUCUUGCUCGGCUUGUGGUUACUGAUUUCGUUCUGCGUAUUCUGCAUUGGCGGCAUCGGCACGUUCUGUGACUGUGAAGAAAUCUCGGAAGGCUGCGACGCUUGCUGCCCGUGCUGGGACCAGUACGACGGCUGCGUCUGCCCGUCGUGCGCGCCAGCAGCGGCGCCGGCAACAACACGGACGUCGACGUACGGUAACUCGCGCUCGAAUCAGCCGAACCCGGGCUUGUGGAUGGAGUCGCUGUCAUCGUCGUCCGAGGAGCCGCGCCCGUACACAAGCGCGUACGGCGGAGCCGUGCCCAAACCCAAACCCAAGCCGCACAACGAGCCACUGCCGAGCUACACCGGGUUUGGCGGAACAGCCGCCAAUCUGCCGCCGCCGCCGGCAUAUGACGACGUCGUCGUGUAG